This is a messenger RNA of Pyricularia grisea, 210 nucleotides long. RefSeq lists its product as uncharacterized. The transcript is spliced from 2 exons. The annotation marks the transcript as partial. Lineage: Eukaryota; Fungi; Ascomycota; Sordariomycetes; Magnaporthales; Pyriculariaceae. The record is from RefSeq and is a predicted model, not a curated record.
UUUCCGUCACAUACCUAUCACUUCUCCCACCGUAUUAGAACCUCACUGGAUUCUGGAGAAAGGCACCGAUUGUCAAGACAAAAGUCAGUCCUUCUGAUAUUUGAGACUGGUACAUACAUGGCAAGGGGAAAGGUGACAAGGGCGUCCCUCCGUGCACGGGUCCAUCUGCGUCAUCAAACCACACGCUCUUUACCUCAGGCACAUAUCAUA